Molecule: messenger RNA, 3113 nt
Organism: Vespula pensylvanica (western yellowjacket)
Lineage: Eukaryota; Metazoa; Arthropoda; Insecta; Hymenoptera; Vespidae
Gene: ADD1
Exons: 5
Coding region: 99-2750 (883 amino acids)
Source: RefSeq, a predicted model, not a curated record
GGGCCCUGGGCCGGUAUGUCCACAUAAGAAAAUGGCGUUGCUACAGAAUGUGUUUUGAAAGGUCCAGUCAAGAUAAUUUCAUAUAAUAUUUUAUCAAUAUGGACAUCUCAGCUAUGCUUGAGGUACAAGUAGACGAAGUGAAAGAGGUUGAUAGUAAGGAGAAUGUUACACCGAAGGAUUUAAUUCCCUCUGUAACCAUUGCCCCACCACCGAUUUCUCAAGACGAAAAUAAUUUUUAUAAACUUAUGUUCGGAAAUGAUAUUUCUAUAGUAAGGUUUCGUAAAAUUCAUUGUACGGCAUGUGAUAUUCAUAUUGGUUCUGCUCCAGCACAAGCUCAUAAUAUGUUAGAACAUCCUGUAUUACAUACAUUGUUAUGUGCUAAGUGUAGAGAAUUUUAUGGAGAUGGUACUUUUGAACAAGGAGACGAUGCUACUGACAUGUUUUGUAGAUGGUGUGCAAAUGGUGGCAAUUUAUAUUGUUGUUCUUAUUGCAGUAAUACUUUUUGCUAUAAAUGUAUUAAAAGAAAUUUUGAUUCCUUAGUCAGAAAAAAAAUUGAGGCUGAUGAAAAAUGGAAAUGUUUUGUUUGUAAUCCAGUGGAUUUAUAUACUGCUAGAGCAACAUGUUGGGCUUUGUUACAGCAUGUACAAGCCGUUGCAAGAAUAUUACAAAGUGAUAGAGGAAUAUCUCCAGAAGAUUUAGAAGAAAGAAUGAAUUUAGAUGAGUCUGAAUGUUGCCCACGUAGAAGAAAGCGUAAACGCAGAAAGACCGGGUCUAAUUCUGAAGACGAGGAUGAAACAUAUGAUCCUAAUUUUAAUAAUGAACCAAUAACAGCAAAGCGUAGAUCAUUAAAAAGAAGAUACAAGCAUCGAAGAAUAACUAUAUCUAAUGGAACUGUUCCAAGAUUGGUACCUAUAAAACAAUGUUUUUCUUCGUCUACUGAAAAUAAUUCAAUGCCUCCUGAAGUAAGCACAUCAUUAUGUUCAGUUGAAAGUAUCAAAGUUGAUAAUGCCACUGCAAAAUUAGGUAGUGCAUCUGUUUCGUCUGUUCCAAUAAAAACACAGGAAAAUUCGUUAUCUUCGCGAUCUGAUCAAACCAUUCAAGAAAAGAUUGAUUCACCCAAUGUGAAGACAACUUCGUAUAAUUCUACUAUCAAUGCAGUACCCACUGUAAAAUUACUGCAAUCCACAGCUGCAUUUAAACCAAUGCAUACUAUAAUAGCUUCACGAGUUCAGCCAAAAAAUUCGUUUCAAGCUACAUAUUAUCCUGCAACACAAAUGGUAACUAUACCAAAUCAAAAACAUCACAUAAUGUUAAACAGAUCUCGAGUUUUACUACCGAAACCAAAAAAAGUGGUACAAAUGAUGAUGACACCAAAUGUUAUAAAUUUGGAUAGUGAUUCUGACGAACCAUCGGCCGUUCAAUUGAUGAAUUCUCAAAAUAUGCAAUGCAUGCCUCUUCAUAAGAACGUUACAUUUAAUACUGAUCCACAAUCAACAAUAGCUGUUCCUGUAGCACUUGUGAGUACAGAUAACAGUUGUAGUAAUAAUAGAAUAAAAAUAAAUGAGGUAGUAGAACAGCCUUUACGCGAGUUGUGUACAAAUUUCAAAAAAAGUGAAAAAAAUUUUAGUCAAAUUGUAUUUCUUCCAUAUAAAGAACAAUUUAAUCAUAUCUUAGAUAAUCUUAAAAUUAAAUUUCAUCAAAUACUGGAAAAUAAACGAAGUGAAGGAACAAGUACGAAUAUUAUACAAGAAGCACGAUCUAAAAUUCAGUAUCUUUAUGAUGAAAUUUGCAAUACUAUAACACAAUUAGUAUAUAUUAAUGACAGGAUAGUACGAGACCAUGGUAGUUGGGAAAGAUCUCAUAAUGCGGAAAAUAAAGUAGUAGAAAAGCGUAUUACCAGGCCGCUAUCAUUAGAAGAAAAUAAUAAAAUACCACUUGAUAUGAUUUGUGUAUCUGAUACUAUAGAAUCUGACAAUGAAGAUGUGAUAACUAUGAAUCCAUCUGAGCUUGUUCUUUCAACUAAUAUUUUGGAGGCAUUUUCCAAAAAGAAAAGAAUGGUUAAUCAAUGUGUUGGAAGUCCUAUUUUUUAUGCAGAUAAGUCAAUACAAGUGUUUGACUAUGAAUCAAAGGAUUAUGAAAAAACAAUUGGUCAUUCGAUAUUAAUGAAAGCCAACAAUGAUUCUUCGGUUAAGGAUGAUAGUUUACAACCUAUAAUUACGUCAAAUGAACAUUUUGGCAAAUAUCAAGAACAAUUUAUAUUUUAUUUACAACAUAUUGAAGAUAAUGGAAUCGAGAUAGAUGACUCUUCCAAUGAUGUUGUUUUAGAAAGUCUUACAGGUGUAGAGAUGGAUUCAAGUAGUCCAGAAAUAUUAAUUAAUGAAAUUCCAUCCAUUAAUUUAAGCAAAUCUAAAUUAAACGAUUUGCCAACGACGAAAAGAAAUUAUGAAAAAGAUCGUAAAACAAAAACUAUGAACAAUGUACCAGAAGCAGAAUUGUUACUUUCAGUUUCGAAACCUGUUCCCAAUAAUCUCAGGUUAGAAGAAACUUCAAUUUAUAAUAGAGGUAUAAAUGCAGAAAUUGAAAAAAAACAUAUGAAAAUAGCGAGCAGUACAUUACCUAAAACACAAAAUUUAGAUAUAAAAAAGGCGAUAGAGACCGUUAUAAAUUCAUUAAUUGCUAAUGAAACAAAUUCUAUUGAGAAUCUAAACAAUGCUACUACAGAAGAUGAUAUUACCAUUAUCGAAGAUUAACACAAUAAUAAAAAAACGUAAUGAAAGCGACCUAAAUUUAAAAAGUGAAGUGUUGUUUAUUAUUAUCAAGCAAAUUAAUUUGUGCUUAUAAAUAGGAGCAUACCUAAUAAAAUUUCCAACUUCUUUAUUGUUAAUAUUUGUCAAUAUGAAAAUAUAGAUUUAUCGUAAUAAAAAAAAAGGUAUAUAUAAUACCUAUAUAUUAUACAUAUAACAUUUAUUUGGUGACAUUAUUGCACCUAUAUUUAUUUAAUAAAAUUGAUACUUUGAUUUUAAAGUAAUGUUAGAGAAUAAUUAUAACGAAGAAUUAAUUGUUCGAAUUAAACAUUUCCAUUGCAAUGCAAUUGUACAUUUAUAUAGUACUGC